AUGCAGUUCUCCACCCUUCUGGCCCUGGCCCCUCUCCUCCUUCUGCCUAUACCCACCACACAUGCCACUUCUUCACCCCCAGCAACCCCCAAAUCCACAUUUCUCUUCACAGCAGACCUAACACUCGGCGCCGCUCUGCCUCCCAUCGAUAUUCCAGGAGGAACCCGAUUGCUCACGCCCGUGACAGGCGGCACGAUCACCGGCCCCGCUCUCAACGCCACCGUGACCGGUGGGACCGCCUACCCUCUCUUUCGAAACAAAAUGACAGUCGAAGAGCCAGAAAUCAUCGUCUUUGGUACUACGGAUAAGAAUGGGACUUUCUUUGGUACCCUGGCGGGCGUGGGGUCGCCUGUGGAUCAGAUUGUUAGGAUCGUUAUUGAGAUCGGAGGCCCGUAUGCGUAUCUUAAUGAGAGUUUCAUUGAGGGCGAGAUUGUGAGGGGGUCGAGCGGUAGUACGGUCGUGAAUGCGUUUUUGAUUGAGAAAGCGAGCUGA
Bacidia gigantensis is the source of this 492-nucleotide messenger RNA. RefSeq lists its product as uncharacterized. The record is from RefSeq and is a predicted model, not a curated record. The transcript is spliced from 3 exons. Bases 1 to 492 code for a protein of 163 amino acids. NCBI's taxonomy places the organism in Eukaryota, Fungi, Ascomycota, Lecanoromycetes, Lecanorales, Ramalinaceae.